UUUUAUCCUUAUAUAGUCGAUAGUAAAAUUGUUUUUGUUUAAAUAGAAAAUCGAUCUAUAUAAUCCUUAUGCUUGUAAGGCAAUAUUUAAAUCGAUUUUAAUUUUCCGAAUCGAUUAAAAAUAUCGAAAAUUAUGAUGCAAAAGAUCGAUUUUCGAGAGAUCGAUUUAAAAUCGGCAUCCUAGUUCAAAGUGAUUGUAUUUUGUAACAUAUCGAAGAGACUUCAACGAAUACCGAUAUAUUUCUUUAAUCGACGACGAUGAUUUAUUUCAAUUUUGAUCAUUUAGAGAUUAAUAAGAUUUGAGGGAACAUUAUUACUUAUAAUAUAUGGCAGAAGAUACCGAGAUAUGUGGUGGCUUCUUAGAUGCUAAGUUAUCAGGAACAAGAUGUGUAACGCAAAAAGUGAGAAAAAGAUCUUUAGCGCCAUGGAAAGUUUGGAAAAGACAUUGGUGUACGGUCAAAAAAUUAGGACCAGGUUUAGGAAUAGAAAUACAGUUAGAUUAUGGUAUAAGUAGUGGUGGGAUUUCACAGAAUGAAAAGGACAACUCAAUUGUAGUACCAUAUGAUGCUAUUGUAUAUCGUACUCAAUCAAAAUCUAAACAGUUUGCAUUUGGCAUAUUUUUAAAUAAAGAGAGAAAACCAUUAUUAUAUUUAUCUGGUAACUCUGAAACAGAGACACAGCGUUGGAUGUCAAAUAUUCGUCAAUUAUUAAAGCCAAGAAAACAUAGAUUAAUGGAUGGAUUCUAUAAUAUAUCUAUAGUAGAUAAUGCACAUUCCAGAUUGGCAGGUUUAACUGGCUUAUAUGGAGACUUAGUGGCUAGUCAAAUGGGAGUAUUUAUUAAAGAUAUUCAUUCAGGUGAAAUAAUACAAAAUCUAGAAUGGAAAGAAAUGAAGCAAUUUCAUUUAACUACAGCUGGUCGUCCUGAAGAUGUAAAACGUAUAUGUGUAAUUCAUACCACUAAAGAGUUCCAUGCUGGUGUCGGAGAACUUCAUGUAUUUUGUUUAAAGGCUAGCAAAUUGUUGCAAGAUUUAGUGACUCAGGGCCGUGGUCCAAAGCACAAACAUAUCGAUAAGAGACCAUUAAGUUUAAGCGAAGGUGAUCUUAGAAUAUCAGGACAUUGUGAAGAAGGUACAACAACUUUUCCAGCAUUAAAGAGUAAAAUUGCAUUUAGUCUCAUUAAUGCAGGCCUAGGAUUACUUUUAUCUUCUCGUUCUGGAAAUGAUGUCAAAUCUUUAAACGAUAUGACAAAUGGUCAUAGCCUUGAUAAAGUUAUGAAUGAGAAAAAACCUAUACUCUCCAGAGUUGUAGAUAAUGUUUAUCAACAAAAACCAGCUAGUAUUCCUGAUAUUGUAUCAAGUAUAAAAGACUUAGAUACUUCAUCGCAUAGAAGAGUUUCCAAUGUUUCUGUGGCUUCUGGAGUUUAUGAAGAAAUUAUUGAUAAUACUAAUUGUUCCAGAAUUGUAUCAGUAACUUCAAAUUUUUAUGAAGAUCCAGAAGAACUUAUUUUUAGCUCUCACAAUAUUCAACUGCAACCACCACCACUACCACCUCGACAGCGGUGUGGAUCUGCAUCUACAAGAAAUGGCAGAUCCAUUUUUUAUAGCAUCAGUGAAGAUGGUGUAGAUUCUGAAGGAGAUACUAGAUCUGUUACUCCAAACGAUAUUACACCACUUUCUGAAGAUAAAAUAAUGCAUUCACAGCAAGCAAUAAUAGAUCAUUCUGAGUAUGUUCCAAUGUCACCUAGACCAAAAGUUAUCACUUCUUAUCAUCUUGAAGUACAAAAUUCUUCACAAGAGGAAAUUUACAUGGUCAUGCAAUAAUAGCAAUAAACAUAAGUUGUCAUCAGUUUAAAGUACGAUUACAUAAAAUUUAUGCAUCAAAUUACUGCAAAUAUUUAAUAUGAGUGUUAGAAAAUGAUAUUUCAUGAAUAUGUUCUAAACAUUUUUUACAAAUAUAUUUCUUACAAAUAUGUUAGCUUUCCAAAAAUAGCUUAAACUUUGUAUCUCUCUGAUAUAUAAUGCAUAAUGUUUUCGUGUGAAAGUUUAUAUAUUUUCUAAUUGGAAGCAGGGUAAUUAAAGUAUAAAUAUUUUCAUUUAUAUGUUUGAAGGAUAUAAUCGUAUGUAUUAAAUUUUACCUAUAUACAUUUCUAUUAUAAGCCAUUUUUAAUUAUUAGUUUGGAAUUAUAUAUAAUUUAGGUUACUAAUUUACUUCAUUAUUAUUUUGAGUGUAUAUUGCCUUUACUUAUAUUAAGGGAAAUAAAAUUGUGAUCUCUUUAUGUAACAUUUAAAAUGUUUAUGUUAAAGGUUUAUAUAUUUUGGUAAAUGAUUAUUUGUGCAGAAAUACUACAUAUCUUAUUACAUAAUCAUUGAUGUCUUUUCUUACUACAUUUUUUUUGUAAAUAUCUUCUAAUUUACAGUGUUAUUAAUCAGUAAAUCAAUAAUUUAAUCAUAAUCAUAGUCUACAUUAAACUUCUAUAUUUUUUCUAUGUUUGAUAUGAAUUCAUUAUAAAUUUGUGAUAAUUCCAAAAAGAUUUUGAUUAAAAAAAUGAGAAAUUCCUUAAUAACAAAAAUAUACUUUGAUAACAAUUAAUUGUUUUGAUGUGAUAUUUGUAAGACAGUCAAAUUUGUGUUAUACAUUUCUCCUUAUUAGUUGUAUAAAUCAUUAUUAUUUGCUAUAAAUUUAUAUGUAAUAGUAGAUCUUAAGAUAUUUUCAACUGCCUUUGUCGUGUGCCUAAUUGUUCAUCCCAUAUACUUCAUAAGGUUUAAAUUAUAAAAAAAAGCUUAUUGUAUUUUGACAGAUGUAUUGUUAAUCAACAAAUUUAUUGACAUACAAUGUGAAAAUGUUUUAUAAAAAUACAUAUAAAUACGAACUUUUCAAGAACUGUAAUACAUAUCUUUAAUAAGAAAAAUAUAAUAUAGUGUAAAA
Vespula pensylvanica (western yellowjacket) is the source of this 2924-nucleotide messenger RNA. RefSeq lists its product as uncharacterized. The record is from RefSeq and is a predicted model, not a curated record. The coding region runs from base 326 to 1819 and encodes 497 amino acids. Lineage: Eukaryota; Metazoa; Arthropoda; Insecta; Hymenoptera; Vespidae. The transcript is spliced from 4 exons.